Molecule: messenger RNA, 2400 nt
Organism: Miscanthus lutarioriparius
Lineage: Eukaryota; Viridiplantae; Streptophyta; Magnoliopsida; Poales; Poaceae
Source: the annotation of a GenBank genome assembly
AUGCUGAGCUCGCUGAGCUCGUCGGCGUCGAGGCGGGAGGCCGCGGCGGCAAGGGCAACCAAGAGCGGCGAGGUCCCCAAGUCGGCCGCCAUCUCCUGGAAGGACGUCGCGGCCACCGCCAGGAGCGGCGAGCUGUCCAAGGCGGUGGCUGGCGCCGAGCUCUCCAAGUCGGUGGCCGCCGUCAGGGAGGCCGCGGCCGUGCACCACGAGGGAUGGAUGGUGCGCUACGGCCGCCGGAAGAUCGGCAGGUCCUUCUUCCACACGCGCUACUUCGUGCUCGAGAGCAGGCUGCUCGCCUACUACAAGAAGAAGCCCAAGGACAACAUGGUGCCCCUCAAGUCGCUGCUGAUAGAUGGGAAUUGCAGGGUGGAGGAUAGGGGGCUCAAAAAUCAUCAUGGGCAAAUGAUUUAUGUUCUCUGCGUUUAUAACCAGAAAGAGAAGGAGCAUCAAAUAACGAUGGGUGCACAUGAUAUUGAAGAUGCAUUGGCCUGGAAAAAGAAAAUAGAGCUCCUCAUUGAUCAGCAACCAGACUCUGCAGCUAAAACCCAUAAGGCAUUUGCUACAAUGGACUUUGACAUGGAACUCGGAGGGCAGUUCUCCUUGUCAGACCGUGACAGUGCAGCUGAAGACGAAGAGGAACGGCCUACUUUAGUUCGCAGGACAACUAUAGGGAAUGGUCCCCCCGAAUCAAUACAUGAUUGGACCAAAGAUGCUGAUUUUGGUAUGUCCAGUCAGAAUGACCCCACUCAACUCUAUUCUAAGAAGAAUUGGCGACUACUUCGAUGCCAAAAUGGGUUGCGCAUUUAUGAAGAACUUCUGGAAGUUGAAUACCUUGCAAGAAGCUGUGGCCGAGCUAUGAGGGCUGUUGGUGUAGUGGAAGCCACAAGUGAAGCCAUUUUUGGGCUGAUGAUGAGCAUGGAUGCAACAAGAUAUGAGUGGGACUGUAGCUUUCGCCAGGGUAGUUUAGUUGAAGAGGUUGAUGGUCACACUGCAGUACUAUAUCAUAGUUUGCAAUUGCAUUGGUGUCCAAGGUUGAUCUGGCCUCGGGAUCUGUGUUAUGUUAGGUAUUGGCGACGUAAUGACGAUGGAAGUUAUGUUGUGUUAUUUCGUUCUACAGAACAUCCAAACUGCAGCCGUCAACGAGGAUUUGUAAGGGCUUUUAUUGAAAGUGGAGGAUUCAAGAUUUGUCCUCUUAAGUGUCGCAAUGGAAGACCCCGGACUCAAGUUCAGCACCUUAUGCAGAUUGACCUGAAGGGAUGGUUCUUGAAUUACUCUACUUCCUUUCAGUAUCAUUCUUUGCUGCAGAUACUGAACUGUGUUGCCGGGCUGCGUGAAUAUUUUUCCCAAACAGAUGAUAUCCAUAUAACUCCAAGGAUUCCUGCAAUGGAGAGCAUGGCUGAUGUGAAUACAGCACAAAAGGAUGAGAAGCUUACAGAAAUUGACUCCAAUACUAAACCAGCAGAUCAAGAACAUGUCGAAAAUAAAAACAUGGGAACGAUUGAUGAAGAAUCAGAUGACGAUGAGGAGUAUCAGGUUCCUGAAGCUGAUAUAGAGGAAAGCCCUAAAAAAUCUGACAAUGAAGCUAAACAAACGGAUGAGCCUCCAGAAAAAAAUGAUUUAUCUUGCUUUUCUGGAAUCCUUCAUCAUGAUCCGGAUGAGAAAAGUCGCAACUGUUGGACAGUACCUGAUAGCAAGCUUUUCAAAGUUCGUAGCAAGAAUUUCCCAAAUGACAAAUCAAAGAUACCUGCUGCAAGUUAUCUAAUGGAGCUUGCAGCCAUUGAUUGGUAUAAGGACACCAAGCGUAUGGAUAAUGUUGGCAGGCAAAAAAAUUGUGUUGCUCAGGUUGCUGCUGAGAAAGGGAUGCAUACAUUUAUUGUCAACUUACAGAUUCCCGGAUCAACUCACUACAGCAUGGUCAUGUAUUUCGUCACAAGUUCCUUGAAAAAGGGAUCAUUACUGCAGCGCUUCUUUGAUGGCGAUGAUGACUUCCGCAACAGCAGACUGAAGCUCAUACCAUCCGUUCCAAAGGGUUCUUGGAUAGUGAGGCAGAGUGUUGGCAGCUCCCCUUGUUUGUUGGGAAAGGCAUUGGAUUGUACCUAUGUACGAAGUCCUGGGUAUUUGGAGGUGGACGUUGACAUUGGUUCUUCUGCUGUAGCAAAUGGAGUUUUGGGCUUGGUGUUUGGUGUUGUCACAACAUUAGUAGUUGAUAUGGCUUUCCUAAUACAGGCAAACACAUAUGAGGAGCUCCCAGAGCAAGUUAUAGGCGCAGCUCGGCUAUCUAAUGUGGAACCGUCUACAGCAGUAGUUCCUGACCUUGAAAAUAAUAGUGACAGCAACAAAGAUAACAGCAGUAAUGACGCUACAUCCUCUGAGGAUGAUUCGUCAAAGAAGACCAACUGA